Molecule: messenger RNA, 822 nt
Organism: Dichomitus squalens LYAD-421 SS1
Lineage: Eukaryota; Fungi; Basidiomycota; Agaricomycetes; Polyporales; Polyporaceae
Exons: 1
Coding region: 1-822 (273 amino acids)
Source: RefSeq, a predicted model, not a curated record
AUGCUAUUCAAGCCGAUAGUGCUGCAUGUCCCAAAGUCUACACUGACCUCUGACGACGCCGGCAUUAGCAUCACCCAGUACGAGCUACUCCCUCCUCCAUCCUCCAUCACAGCCCCUUACCACCUCCAUGCAAACAAGAACGCGAAUCCAACUCUUUCUUACGUCCCCUCUCUAGCAUUCUUCUGCAUAAACGCCCUUCUAGAGUGGCCCGACCAGGUACACACCUACGGACCACGCAGACCCUACCAGCCUCCCUCCGACAGGUCCGAUUUCGACAUCCUCCAAGCCCUCAUCCCCACCUACCGCCCCUUCUCUCCUCACCACCGCGACUUCGACCUGCGGCUGGUCGAUCCACGCCUCUGGGCCGUGCUCGUGCAGCUCUACGAACCCCUCCCUCCCGCCUUCCGCACAUACACCCUCCCCCUGUCCGACGUCCACCUCCCGCUCCUGCAGCGCAUCCCCAGCACCGCACACUUCUCCCUCCUCACCGUGCUCUCCCUGGCCAGAUGCAGCGAGCUCACGGACGACACCGUCGUCGAGCUGCGCGAGCUCCACACGCUCGCCGCCCUCGACGCGAGCCUGACCGCCCUCGGCUCCUUCGGCCUCCUGCGCCUCGCGAAGACGCUCUCGUGGACCGAGCCCGACUCCGACAACGACGCUGAGCGACCCCCCGAACGGCGGGGCCCGUGGGGCCUGCGCGUGCUCUACCUCAAAGACUGCAUCAACGUCGACGACAAGCUGCUCGACUGCCUCCCCCGGUUCCCGCUCCUUAGCGUCGUCGGUGUGUGUGUGCCAGCAGUGGUCCAACGUACGCCAACCUGA